Messenger RNA from Phaedon cochleariae (mustard beetle), 1778 nucleotides. NCBI's taxonomy places the organism in Eukaryota, Metazoa, Arthropoda, Insecta, Coleoptera, Chrysomelidae. The record is from the annotation of a GenBank genome assembly.
GAAAAACAAAAACACUGGAUUGACUAAUGACUGGACACUGCUGGAUAGUUUAUUUUUUAGCGUUCAGUGUUUAAUAGUGUUUAAUUAAUUACAGACGAGAUUGCAGUCAUUACAGAUUACAGCUGUGAUAAAGGAAAAUAGAUAAUAAUUUAUUGGACUGCCCCUUGCCACUCGAAUUUGGUAAGUACUAUAUUGUGUUCUGGUAUUUUUCAGAAGGUAAUGAAAUCAUCUUUUUAAAGAGGUCAGAUCAUUAUUCACAAUCAAUGUAGGUACUGAUCAAAGACGAAAAUACGAUCCACAAUUCUACAUAAUAUUUAUCAUAAAUAUUACUGACAGACAAAGACAUUUUGUAUAUUGAAUGUAUAUUGAAUGUUUUCAAAACAUUUGGAAAUGUUUGGACAUUCCUCAAGAGGGUAUGUUGACAUUGUUGAUAUACCUUCAAAAACCUCACUGUAUUCUAUAAUCAAGGAAUAACAAAACUUGAAGGAUACCUUGUGUCCUGUAUUAAUUAUUAUUAUUGAAAUCCUAGUGAACUGAUAAACUGCUGUCUUGGAAAUCUGAAGUCAAACCUGGGUCACAUUAGGUUUCUUAUUGAAAUUGAUACAAAGUCAAUCAGGAGGUCUUCUUUUGUUAAAUAUUGUGAAAUAUAAAAGCCUUACAACUUACAGUUGUGAAUGAUAUUAUAAUAAUUUCAAUUUAUCUCAACACAGCUAUUGGAGCAUGUUCACAAUGCGCCUAAAAUUUGGAUCUGAGGAAAAUAAAGAAUGGAGAUGUUGCUUCUGUUUGCAUGUGCGUUCAGCCACUAUUCUCUUUGGAAUAUGGCAUCUGAUGUUGCAUAUUCUGGCGUUAACAGUACUGGCAUUGAUCAUGCGCAAUAAUCACGUCAUCAUACAAAAGAACGAGGAAAUUCAGAAUGACUUCUUACCAACCCCUUUGAGCAAGAAGGAUGAUGAUAACCCUUAUUAUUUGCCUACCACGCAGAAUGGCCACAACUUUUAUUCAGCCGAUAUUGAUAUGGGAGCAUUGAUGACUGUCUGCACUUUAUCUAUUACCCUCUUGAUGGUGUACGGGACAAUCAAAGGAAAAGCUACACAUCUGCUACCUUUCUUCUUUCUUGAAUUAUUCGAUUUCGCCAUAACGACGCUCACUGCAACAGGAUAUUUUUGCUAUCUCAGAUCGGCCCAUCGUCUCAUUGCAGAACACUGGAACUUGCCAUUACGUCACGAACUUCUACAGCUCAGUCCUGACGUACUGACCUUGGUCGUUUUGAUUGCAUUCGUGUUGUCUAUGAUUUGGAAGGCUUAUUGGAUAAGCGUGGUGUGGCGCUGCUACAAGUACCUCACUCUCCGGCAACAGUCCUCGCGCAACACCCUCCACUACAUCGUCCCGGAGUCGGACAGAGCCAACGACCCGGACUUUUCUCUCUUCCGGGACCACGAGGCGGCGUUCGGCGCAGGCGUGAAGCUAACGCCGCCGCCGUCCUAUCAGGACAUCAUGGACGACCAGCCGCCGCCGUAUGCGAAUUCGGUGGUUUCGGAGGUGGUACAGGAGGCGGAUAGGCAGGUUGAGGUUCUGGCAUCGGCAACAUCGAAUGACAUUCCAUCAACAACUGAAACAGAACGCGAGAACAUCGAGGCCGUUAUUGAAGACGAAGCUGACCGAAUGGUAACGACCUUGAAUGAAAUUCCCGACAACACUGACGCAAAUCGUGUUGUCGAAGCUGUCAAUCCGGCUGUCAAUGUUGUCGCUAAGGAAACAGCAACUGCCUGAAGUAAUUA